AUGGGAUAUAAAAUACUUGUAACAGGCACACCCGGCGUGGGAAAGACAACUCUUACAAAAUAUAUGAAAACCCGCUUAAAUUAUAGGCUAAUUGAAAUGAGCGACUUAAUUGCGAAGAAAAAACUGUUCACAAAUAAAUGCAAAAUAUAUGACACUCUUGAAUAUAAUCCAGAGGAUGUGGAGCGAUAUCUUGAAAAAAAAAUAAAAGACCGAGACAGUUACAUAAUAGACACCCACGACCCAGAGAUAGUGCAUUUUAUUAAAUUCGACAUAAUAAUUGUACUUUCUGCGGAGUUAAGUGUACUUUAUGAUAGGUAUCAGAAAAGAGGGUAUAACAAAAUCAAAACAGACGAAAAUCUGCAGGUGGAAAUAAUGGAAGUAAUUUACAACGAAGUGAUAGAAGUACUUUGUGAGGAUGAGGAAGAGGCUGAAAGAAUAAUAAAAGUAGAAACUGUUCAGAAUAAGCAGCCCAAAAAAGUAGAGGACAUAUAUAAAGAAAUAACAGAAAAUAAAAACUGGAAAAGAGUAAUAGAUAGAAGUAAAAAUACAAAUGAAGUAAAGCAGUAAAAUACUUAAAGGCAGUAUCAGGUUACACUAAAAAGAAAUUUAGUGCAUUUCCUAUAAUAAACAUCAGGA
Messenger RNA from Nematocida parisii ERTm1, 636 nucleotides. RefSeq lists its product as uncharacterized. The transcript has a single exon. Gene Ontology annotation, molecular function: AMP kinase activity; ATP hydrolysis activity; ATP binding. The record is from RefSeq and is a predicted model, not a curated record. NCBI's taxonomy places the organism in Eukaryota, Fungi, Microsporidia. The coding region runs from base 1 to 567 and encodes 188 amino acids.